AUGGUAGAAGGAGGAAUAACACUUGUUAAAUACCUACUCUUCUUUGCAAAUUUCAUACUAUGGGUUGUAGGCAUUUGUUUUCUCAUCUCAGGAAUUUUACUACAAAUGAAAUAUUCCGGUUUAUUAGACGUUCUAGGUGAUGAACGUUUAACUACUCCAGUUAUUUUAUUAGCUAUUGGAUGUCUUUUUACUUUAUUAGGAUUUAUUGGUUAUUGUGGGGCUAUUAGAGAGAAUUAUUGUUUAACUGUUAGUUUUGCUGUUUUAUUAGCUUUACUUUUAAUGACUGAAACGGCUAUAGCAAUUCUUGUUUAUGCUUUACAUGAACCUUUAAAUGAAGUUAUUGUUACUCAAUUGGCACAGGGAAUUGAACGUUACCCAAAAUCUAAAGGUGUAUCUCUCGCUUGGGAUCAAGUACAACGCCAAUUUUAUUGCUGUGGUGUUAACAAUGCCUCUGAUUGGAGAGGAACACCUCCAGAUUCUUGUUGCACACGCUUCCACAAUGGAUGUGCCAAAAUCGUUCAACCCCCACUCUAUGAAAUUGGAUGUGUUGAAGCUGUUCAACGUUGGAUAGUUGCUAACGCUAUGAUAUUGGGGUGCAUAAGUGCAUUUUUGGCUGCACUACAAGUUAUUGGAAUAUGCUUUGCUUGUUGUCUAUCGAAAAGCAUUUUGAAGGAAUUUAAUGAUUUUUAUUACUAA
Meloidogyne enterolobii is the source of this 696-nucleotide messenger RNA. Lineage: Eukaryota; Metazoa; Nematoda; Chromadorea; Rhabditida; Meloidogynidae. The record is from the annotation of a GenBank genome assembly.